GACCAGAACAGCCCGCGAGAUGGGGAAGAUGGCGGCGGCCGUGGUCUCCGUGGCGACUCUGGCAACUGAGCCUGGGGAGGACGCCUUUCGGAAACUUUUCCGCUUCUACCGUCAGAGCCGGCCCGGGACCGCAGACCUGGGAGGGGUCAUCGACUUCUCGGCGGACCAUGCAGCCCAUGGCACGGGUCCUGGUGCCCACAAGGUGGUCACAUCUCAGCUAAAUGUGUCUUCUGUCAGUGAACACGAUGCACGUAGAGCAGGUCUUCAGCCCAUCAGCAAGUGGCAAGCCUAUGGACUCAAAGGCUAUCCUGGGUUUAUUUUUAUCCCAAACCCCUUCCUCCCAGGUUACCAGUGGCACUGGGUGAAACAGUGUCUUAAGUUAUAUUCCCAGAAACCUAAUGUAUGUAACCUGGACAAACACAUGGCCAAAGAAGAGACCCAAGAUCUGUGGGAACAAAGCAAAGAGUUCCUGAGAUUCAAAGAAGUGAACAAACGAAGACCCCGAAGUUUACUGGAGAAACUGCGUUGGGUGACCCUAGGCUACCAUUAUAACUGGGACAGUAAGAAAUACUCAGCAGAUCAUUACACACCUUUCCCUCCUGACCUGGCUUUCCUCUCAGAGCAAGUAGCCGCUGCCUGUGGGUUUCAGGGUUUCCGAGCCGAAGCAGGUAUCCUGAAUUACUACCACCUGGACUCCACACUGGGCAUCCACGUAGACAGAUCUGAACUAGAUCACUCCAAACCCUUGCUGUCAUUCAGCUUUGGACAGUCUGCCAUCUUUCUCCUGGGUGGUCUGCAAAGGGAUGAGGCCCCCACGGCCAUGUUUAUGCACAGUGGUGACAUCAUGAUAAUGUCGGGUUUCAGCCGCCUGUUGAACCAUGCUGUCCCUCGUGUCCUUCCAAAUCCAGAGGGGGAAGGCCUGCCUCACUGCCUAGAGGCACCUCUCCCUGCUGUGCUCCCCAGAGAUUCAAUGAUAGAGCCCUGUUCUGUGGAGGACUGGCAGGUGUGUGCCAGCUACUUGAAGACUGCUCGUGUUAACAUGACCGUUCGACAGGUGCUGGCCACAGACCAGAAUUUCCCUUUAGAGCCCAUGGAGGAUAAAAAAAGAGACAUCACUACAGAAAGCUUCUGCCAUCUGGAGGACCAGGAUACCCAAGUAAAACGGGCCAGGAUAAACCCUGACAGCUGAGACUUGGAGAUCCCAUCCUUUUACUCAGUCACCUUCUUACUGUAAAUGACCAUGUUGUUAGGUAUUGCCAUGAACUUCAUCACCCAGACAAGCCAAAAACAGAGACAGGGAAGAACUCAUCGUUGAUCAUACUGUUGCCUUGGAACCCAUGCAGAAGUAAACGCAUUAGCCACUUUGCUCAGAGAAGUAUUCGCCAUGGUCUGAUCCUAGUUACAUGUUGCCUCUAGCGUACGUUAGAAGUCAGUCCAAGAAGCUAUGUUCUUCCACAACAGCCUUCUCAGCCUCUGCCAUUUCCUUUGAGGGAGGUAGAGGUGAGUUUCCGUGUCUGCAGAGUCUUUAGAUACCUCAGAUUUUAUUAAUGGGAAAUAUAGCGCCCCUCUCUCCACUGCAUCUGGUAAUUUAUGGUAAAAUUGGGGUUCCGUGAACCUCUCAUCUUAACUCCCUGAGUCAUCAAAUUAUUUGAUCUCUUUGAUCUUCUCUGGUUCUCACAGAAGAAUCCUUUACACUUGAAAACAAUGGAACUGGAAAGUCUUGUCUCUUAGAAAAGAAGCUAAUCACAACUCUCUCUUGCCAAAAAAAUACAUGUGAACCCAGGGAAAGAGGAAUUUCGUUUUUCCACUUGACAUUUCGGGCCCCAGACUCCCUGUUGUCUUUUUAAUGCAACUUUAAUUGUUGGAAUAAAAAAGUCCCAAGGGCCUUUUGUUACUGUUUUCUUCAUGAAUAAACUCACUUGAUUUUAAAUUAAA
Molecule: messenger RNA, 1935 nt
Organism: Saimiri boliviensis boliviensis (Bolivian squirrel monkey)
Lineage: Eukaryota; Metazoa; Chordata; Mammalia; Primates; Cebidae
Gene: ALKBH1
Product: alkB homolog 1, histone H2A dioxygenase
Biological process (GO): oxidative RNA demethylation
Cellular component (GO): nucleus; cytoplasm
Molecular function (GO): oxidative RNA demethylase activity; ferrous iron binding; broad specificity oxidative DNA demethylase activity
Source: RefSeq, a predicted model, not a curated record